This is a messenger RNA of Cajanus cajan (pigeon pea), 1203 nucleotides long. It is a transcript of the gene XTH7, whose product is annotated as xyloglucan endotransglucosylase/hydrolase 7. NCBI's taxonomy places the organism in Eukaryota, Viridiplantae, Streptophyta, Magnoliopsida, Fabales, Fabaceae. Gene Ontology annotation, cellular component: apoplast; cell wall. The record is from RefSeq and is a predicted model, not a curated record. Gene Ontology annotation, biological process: xyloglucan metabolic process; cell wall biogenesis. Gene Ontology annotation, molecular function: hydrolase activity, hydrolyzing O-glycosyl compounds; xyloglucan:xyloglucosyl transferase activity.
AUGGCCAUCUUUUACCACUUUAGAAAUGCCCCUCUUCUUUUUCUUUGGGCUCUCCUAUCCGCUCUUUGUGUUUGGGGUCGACCAGCCACUUUUCUUCAAGACUUUCGUAUCACCUGGUCUCAGUCCCAUAUCACGCAACUUGAUCGAGGCAGGGCAAUCCAACUCAGACUUGACCAAACCUCUGGAUGUGGGUUUGCCUCCAAGGUCAAGUACAUGUUUGGUCGUGUUAGCAUGAAGAUCAAACUCGUCCCCGGAGACUCUGCUGGCACAGUCACUGCAUUUUAUUUGAACUCUGACACGAACUAUGUUCGCGACGAGCUUGAUUUCGAGUUCUUGGGGAACCGAACUGGUGAACCUUACACAGUUCAAACAAACAUCUACGCUCACGGAAAGGGUGAUCGAGAACAGAGGGUCAACCUGUGGUUUGACCCUGCCGCUGACUUCCACACCUAUUCAAUUCUCUGGAACCAUCACCAUAUUGUAUUCUACGUGGAUGAAGUUCCAAUCAGAGUGUACAAGAACAACGAGGCGAGGGGGAUUCCGUACCCAAAGAUGCAAGCAAUGGGAGUGUAUUCGACAUUGUGGGAAGCAGAUAAUUGGGCAACAAGGGGUGGUUUGGAGAAAAUAGAUUGGAGCAAAGCACCCUUCUAUGCUUACUACAAGGACUUUGACAUUGAAGGUUGUGCUGUGCCUGGACCUGCAAACUGUGCCUCCAACCCAAGAAACUGGUGGGAAGGGGCUGCAUAUCAAGCUCUUAACGCCGUUGAAGCCAGAAGGUACAGGUGGGUUCGUGUGAACCAUGUCAUCUACGACUAUUGUAAGGAUAGGUCAAGGUACCCUGUCACCCCACCCGAGUGCCGCGCUGGCAUCUAGGACCAAACUUCAUUGCUUCACAACAUUCAUUCCUCACUCUUACAUUAUAUAUCUACUAUAUCUAUAUUAUAUAUGUCAAAUGUUCCUUUGCUUUACACUCUUUUUCUUCUCAUGUAUACCAUUUCUGCACAUACCAAAUCAUUCUUGGGUCCGACCUCGUACGUGGGACGAAGACCCUUGUGUUCCAAUCACACCGGGCAUAUGCUCUCUUCUGGCCCUCUUUCUUUCUUUCUAUUUUAUUGCGUAUAUUGUUUCUGAGAUAACACAACUUUGUACCCUUUAUUGUAUUGUGAUGAUUGGUGAAUGAAAUUUAUGUUUAUUUUUGCUCUA